Messenger RNA from Caenorhabditis remanei, 870 nucleotides. RefSeq lists its product as uncharacterized. NCBI's taxonomy places the organism in Eukaryota, Metazoa, Nematoda, Chromadorea, Rhabditida, Rhabditidae. The transcript is spliced from 3 exons. The record is from RefSeq and is a predicted model, not a curated record. The coding region runs from base 1 to 870 and encodes 289 amino acids.
AUGCAAGCUUGGCUUUCGGUAUGCGAGGGUUGGAAGGCCGGACACGGUGACUGGAUAAUCGAGCUUUCGCAAGAUCAACGCCAUGUGCCUGAACGACCAGCAUCUGAAUCCGGGGCGGACGGAAUUUUCAUCCCUUCUUUGGGUGUGCCAGAACGACCAACAUCCAAGUCCGUAUCUGAUUCGAGUGGCCGAGGGGUAUCCGGGCGAGGUGUACCGUCGAAGGCCAAAGAAUUAGCAUUUCGAGGGGAACCACUAUCGGAGAUUAUCCCGGGACCAGAUGACUUUAGUCCUAUCCUUAUAUUGGAUGCGCCUGAUCGACUAGCGUCCAAAGUUGGGACUUCCCGCUUAGCGCCAUCUCCAGAUGCGUCUGAACGACAAGCAUCUGAAUCCGGGGCGAACGGAAUCUUCAUCCCUCCGAUGGAUGUGCCAGAACGACCAACAUCCAAGUCCGGACAGAUCGAAUCUGCUUUAACCAACGAGUGUAAACUUCAAAGUGUCGUCAAGCGAGGGAUUCAUCAAGACCAUCUUGUGGAAAGAAUACGCAAACCUGCUGUACUUGAUCGGAUCUGCGUUGAAUUGGGGGAGCACGGUCUCCAAAUCGUAAAACGACAGGUGACGGCGAUGAUCGCCCUUUCCAAUGCGGUCGUCACGAGGAUCGUAGGGUCGCCCGCCUUCGUCGUCGUAACCAUUGAGAUUACUAUGAUGAAAGCGAGGGACUUCUACACGAUUCUCAAAUACGGAGUGUAUGCUUUCUUUCCGAGGAGGAUCAUGAUGAUUAUGAGUGAUACCACUAAUUCGAGUUUUUGGAGAUUCAAAACGGUCAUUGACGUCAGCUCCUGCCUGCUGAGAGACAUUCGCUGCAAUCUCUGA